This is a messenger RNA of Saccharomycopsis crataegensis, 1554 nucleotides long. RefSeq names its product Oca4p (gene OCA4). The record is from RefSeq and is a predicted model, not a curated record. The coding region runs from base 1 to 1554 and encodes 517 amino acids. NCBI's taxonomy places the organism in Eukaryota, Fungi, Ascomycota, Saccharomycetes, Ascoideales, Saccharomycopsidaceae. Gene Ontology annotation, molecular function: phosphatase activity. The transcript has a single exon.
AUGCUCGUCCCUCCCACGAACUUCGGGAUCGUCGAGGACGGGGUAUAUAGAGCCUCGUAUCUUGAUCUGAUCAAUUUUUUUUUCCUUGAAACAUUACACCUCAAAUCAAUUCUUUUAGUGGAUGCAGAGAAGCCCCCAUCUCACUUCUACAAGUUUCUUCAUAAAAACAAGAUCCAAUUGUACCAGAUUACCAACCGGAAGCUGAAAAUGAAACAGGACAAUGACCAAGGGAGCUCCAAUCAUCAUAGCGACAAAAAGAAAUAUCAAUAUCGGCGAAAUGCCACUUUGCCCGGGCUUCACGAGCCAGACGUUGGUGGUGAGGAUGAUGGAGACCUUGAACGCAACGUUAUCUACAUUUACAACGAUUCGUCCCUUGUGUCUUCUUCCCCGAGUUUUGACGACUCUUGGAUGGUCAUGAAACGGAAUUUAUUAUCGAAGAUAUUCGGAGUGGUGUUGGACAGGUCGAAUUACAACUUGAUGAUUGUCGAUUCCAUCUGCGUGGUGGCGUCGUUACUAAGGAAAAUUGAGAAAUGGAACUAUUCUAAUUUGAUUAGCGAGUAUAGGUUUUACGCAGGAAAGAAUAAGACAUUCCAAAUUGAAAACUUUUUAGAGAUAAUUCAGAUCGAAUUGGUGCCUGCGAAAAAAAUCGAGGAUAAUAAUAACAAUACUAAUAGUGAUAAAUCCGGAGAACCUUCACCAUCAUCGGAAGAGCUACGAGAUAAUAAUCAAGGGAAAUUAAGACAACCCAGUAUGAUAAAGCAGAAAAAUAGUAUUGAAUCUAAACGACAAAUCACUAUCCCAAUCAAUCAGCAGCAACAAAAUUCACAAAUUAGUCCGCAACAGAAUAGAGGAAGCUUUGCCAGUGUUUGGAGCGGAGGAAGUUAUGAGUACUACCAAUCUCCAAGAACUAAUUAUCGAAGUCCAAGAAAUAUUACCCAAUCAACCCAGGAUAAUAAAGGAGACAUGUGUGGUUCUAAAGUCACCCAGUAUUCUUUCAAAAGCCAAGAUGACUCCUAUGACAACUCGUAUAAAAGUAUGUUACAUUCUGCAGGAGAUUCGCCGGGAUUAGGGUUGAGUCCGCUGAUUAACAAAGAGGAAAAUGCUUCUUCCUCACCGCAGAUCCCUAAUAAUUUAUUGAGAUUUAUGGAGAUCCGAAAGAAGAACAAACAAAACUUUGAUGAAGAAGAUCAAAAGAAUUCGGAAGAUGUUGUUUUGCCAUUAGAGGAUUAUGACAAGGCUAAUGGCGAGCAGCAUAAAUCGCUUCUCAGUGCCGAGUUGGCCCAUGAUAAACAUCUCGACGAGACUAACCAAAGUGAUAGUAUUAAUGAGGAAGGAUUGGAGCUAGUGGAUAAUAAAGAUAAAGAAGAAUACUCAGACUAUUUGAAGGAUGAGAAAUACUUUGACUCGUUCUAUAAGCCUUUACUGAGUGAGAAGUUUGAUAAGAUAAAGAAUCACAUCAAGUUGAAACUCCCUACGGAAGAAAGACUACCAGGAUGGUUCAAACAGCAGCGAGCCCUCUGGGUCGAAGAGUACAAGGAGAUCAAUGGGAUAUGA